Molecule: messenger RNA, 1410 nt
Organism: Aspergillus heteromorphus CBS 117.55
Lineage: Eukaryota; Fungi; Ascomycota; Eurotiomycetes; Eurotiales; Aspergillaceae
Product: zinc finger HIT domain-containing protein
Exons: 3
Coding region: 87-1328 (413 amino acids)
Biological process (GO): maturation of LSU-rRNA from tricistronic rRNA transcript (SSU-rRNA, 5.8S rRNA, LSU-rRNA); box C/D snoRNP assembly; snoRNA localization
Cellular component (GO): nucleus; pre-snoRNP complex
Source: RefSeq, a predicted model, not a curated record
CUCCAACAACAAUGAACCAUUCUUAACCUCUACUCCCCUUCUCUUGCCCUCCGACAAAGGUUCAACCAUACCUACUCACCAACAAAAUGUCCACCCCCGACUCCCCCCUCUCCGACCUCUGCACAAUCUGUCACAUCCAGCCCCCGAAAUACCGCUGCCCACGAUGCUCCAUCCGCACCUGCUCCCUACCCUGCACGCGCCGCCACAAACUCUGGUCCCAGUGUUCCGGAGUCCGCGACCCAGCCGCCUACCUCCGCCGCAACGAGCUCGCGACCGAAGCCUCCUUCGACAGGGACUUUAACUUCAUCACGGGGAUCGAACGGUCGAUUGAGCGGGCGGGUCGGGACGUCGAGAACCGUGGGAUUAAGGUCGGUGAGAAUACGGGGUAUGUGGAGGAUUUGUCGGUUGUGGGGUUGGAGGAUGAGGAGGGGUUGGUUGCUCCGGAGCAGCAGGAUAGGAAGAGGAAGAGAGGUCCGCCUGGGGCUGGGAAUGCAGAGGGUAAAAGGCCUAUGAUGAAGGGGGAGGCGGCUUUCUUGCGUCGGGCGGAGAGUGCUGGGGCUAAGGUUGUGAGGGCGCCGAAGGGGAUGAGUCGGAAUAAGAUGAAUGAGUCGAGGUGGUUGCCUAAGCAGCAGGCUUUGACUUGGACAGUCGAAUGGAUUACAGGUGAUGGGCAGAAGACGAUGAGGACUUGUAUGGAGACAUCGUCGAUUGCGGAUUCUUACGACCGGACCUUUCCUUUGCCGAAGGAGGAGAAGAAGCAUAACAAGCAGGAGGAUGAGAAGUCCGAGCAGAAGACACUAGAGGAGCAACCACAGGAAGGGACCGUCCAAGAUCAACCCUCAACGACAGAGAUUCCGGCUCCGUCGACAGUGGCUUUACCAGAUGGUCAGCCAGAAACGUCAGAUGCCAAUGCUCAACCACAACAACCAAGUGCGCCGUCAGAGCCCCUCGAGAUAACAUCCCACCGCGAUGUCUACUUCUACCUCCAUCGUCCGCGAACAACCACCAAGCAUCCCGUCCUGAUUCCUCUGUCCCCGGCCAUGACCAUCACAUCAGCUUUGCGUGAUCACACCGUUCUAGAAUUCCCUACAAUCUACACACUAUCUGACUCACCUGAUGCCAUUCUAUCUUCGAGGGAAGAUCCACGGUACAUCCUCGAGGAAGAAUACAUCCGCACACACCAAUCUCCCGAGGAAAGCAGCGAGGAUAGCGCCGAAGUACAGGACAAUCAACUGCCUCCCGGCGCCAUCGAUCUGGCAGAUGUCGAUGAAACCAAGGUGUUGGAGGUCCUAACAAAGGAUCUCUUUGAACCUACAACAGCAGCUUGAUGAGAUUGGAACGCCUGAGUGGCAAGGGUGCCGGGGAAGCGCUGUAUAUUACCUCUAUAUACUUACUUUAAUUGCAUGGUGG